Messenger RNA from Punica granatum (pomegranate), 1536 nucleotides. The record is from RefSeq and is a predicted model, not a curated record. Lineage: Eukaryota; Viridiplantae; Streptophyta; Magnoliopsida; Myrtales; Lythraceae.
GAAAUAAACAGAAACAUGAAGGACGAGUCUAUAAAUAUAGGAAGUCUUGGGGCUGAAUCAGAAAAAUUAAACAACUCAAAGCUUAGCUUAAACUCGACAUCACUGUCCGGCGGGUUCUGUGAGUUGAAGCAUUUUUCCGGGCCGGAUAUGGAAGACGGAGAAGAAGAACCGCCGCUCGCUGUCGAGAUAUGCGAUGCGGACCAGCCGCAAGACGGCGGGGUUUCAGUCGGCGUGACCGUAAUCACUGGCUACCUUGGCGCGGGAAAAUCCACUCUGGUGAAUUACAUUUUGAAUGCUCAACACGGGAAGAGAAUUGCAGUGAUCUUGAAUGAGUUUGGAGAGGAGAUAGGAGUCGAGAGGGCGAUGAUAAACGAGGGAGAAGGCGGGGCUCUGGUUGAGGAAUGGGUGGAGCUUGCAAAUGGGUGUGUCUGUUGUACGGUCAAGCAUAGCCUGGUUCAGGCCCUCGAGCAGCUAGUUCAGAUGAAGCGGAGACUCGACCAUAUAUUGCUGGAGACAACAGGGUUGGCAAAUCCUGCUCCUCUUGCAUCGGUUCUUUGGUUGGAUGAGCAGCUCGAAUCUGCAGUCAAGCUUGAUUCGAUCAUCACUGUUGUAGAUGCUAAAAACCUUCGCUUGCAACUUCAAGGGCGCCGCGAUUCUUCCUCAUUUCCUGAAGCAUUUCUUCAGAUAGCAUUUGCGGAUGUAGUGAUUCUUAACAAGGUUGAUAUGGUUUCGGCUGAGGGAUCUGAUACUUUGGAGGAUUUGGAGAAAGAAAUAUAUAAAAUAAACUCCAUCGCUGACAUCAUUCGCUCGGUUCGAUGUCAAGUCGACUUGUCCAGGAUUUUGGAUCGGUGGGCCUAUGAUUCCGGGUAUGUCACUCACUUGGAAUCUCUGCUGCAAGAAAGCCAAUCUCUGUCUGCCAGCAAAACUCAUGAUAGCAGUGUGAGAACCUUAUGCAUCAUGGAGACACGGAAGGUUGAUCUGGACAAGGUAAUAAUGCGGCCGUUCAUUUUCCAAGUGAAGUGUUCUUUCGUUAUUUCAUUUGGAUUUAUCAAGUCUUCGAUGAGUUUUUUAAUAUUUUCUCAGGUCCGAUUGUGGCUCGAGGAUAUUCUCUGGGAUAAGAAGUACGGGAUGGAAGUAUAUCGCUGCAAAGGAGUUCUGUCUGUCUCAAAUUCGGACUUGCUCCACACAUUGCAGGCUGUGAAGGAGAUAUAUGAAGUCGUUCCAGCUCGAGAAUGGAAAGAGGGAGAAGAUCAGAUAAACAAGAUAGUUUUCAUCGGCCACAAUCUGAAUGAGGAAGUUCUCAUUGAUUCCUUGAGAAGCUGUGCAUUGUCAACUUCAUGAUCUGAUAUUUUCUCCCCUCCAUUGUUAAUUCAUUCUGACGUUACAUAGAGAUGAGAUGCAUAGUGAAGAACAUUGUCUUGUCUUUACAGAUACCCACGUUCUCUUGGUUGCACAUUGAGAAAGCUGCAUGUUUCUUUUAUUUCUUUUCGCUCUAAUGGACUAAAACGGCGUGCUUCAAGCAUCCGAUUAGGGUUC